UUUCUCAUUGAAUGUGGCCGUGAAGGCUUAGUGAAGCCCCCGUUGCUGUUCCUAGAAAAAAAUAUAAGCUAUUUGACUUGACAAACAGCCGGGAUUAAGCUGAGCUGUCGGUGUAUAUUGGGAGUCUGCUUGGUCAUACACGCACUACCGUUUUUUACCGCAGUGCAUCUGCAGCAUCCUGCGAUCAGAGCGACAGAGGUGCCGCUGUGGCGUAGGAAUAAAACACCGUGAACUGGGCACGUUUUGUGAUAUUUUUUAUUUUUCUGGCUGGGCUGGCUUCUAUGUAGCCGUGUGUGCAAGCGCAGUAUUUGAUCUGCAAUGCCUGCACGACCCAAGAAGCAUCUCUACUACGAGCGCGGAGUGAUCAGAUGAAACAUUUCCACAUUUUUCCACAGUCAGCUGUCAUCGCAGAAAGAGGACAGCAUCUUUUUUUUUUCUCUCUCUCCUCCGGAUAGAGGACUCGAGCAGAGGGAGGCCUCUACAGCAGGACAGUAGGCUCUGAUUUCAGAGAUCCGAUUGAGGAUAAGCAUCUUUAGGCCAUUAGAUUGUUCUGCAUUAAAUAUUAGUAUCGUGUAGCCUGUAAGAGGUAGCCAUUUAAUUCUUAUCCAAGAGCAUGCAAAUUAAUUGUAUAUGCACUAGCGUGUUAUUGUAUUGAAGACGUUCAGUCUGUAGCUUUCAUGUUGCACAGAAUCUAAAAUAAGCUUUGUGUAUACCCGUGCUGUCUGUAUUUUGCCAAAGAGGAGAGCUGAGCAUGUGUCCUCUGGCGGGGUUUAAUGCCUGAUCUGUGCAUCUCACAUUAGGAUCCUCAGGGAGAAAUACAAUCAAAUCUCAGGGUGUUGCUCUGGGGAACACUGUGAGUCACCAGAUAUCUGGAUUGUUUCAUGUGCGCCUCCAUAAUUAAAAGUACAAAAAGCCACCACUUGGCUGCAUCAGCUGAAUAGAUAGAAGGGAAGGGUCUCUAAAAGCAGCAAUAAUAUCUGGCAGCAAAUCCUGUGAACAACAGGAAACUGGUGCUGGCUUGUGCCAAAGAUCGGAAACAGUGGCCCCACUGUUGGGACCCCCAUCAACAAAUUUCUGAGUAAAAGGACGGCUUGUAGGCGGAUACAUUUUGAACUUAACAAUGCAUGUCUAAGCUGCAGGACUCCUGUCACACAGUUUGCAGCUCUUUGCUGAUGCACAACUUUUAGAAUAAACUGCUCAAGGAAAAAACAAAUUGAAACUGUUCACCUUUACAAACUUGGAAGUGCUCAGUUUCUGAGUGCUUUCUGUUGGAGCUCCAUUCUUGCGUCGGUGUUAAAGUUUGGACUUUUUGGAGACUCCUCAUCAAAUCAAACAAGCUGCUCUAACAUCCAUUAACAUGGCAGCAGCAGCAGGAACAGCACAUCUCCUGCUCCUCUCCCUUCUCUGCAGCCUGUUCGUGUACCAGUGUGACGGGGCGUGUGCAGAAGUGGACUCUGACACAGAGGCCGUAGCAGGAAAGGGCUUCAAGCUGGGCUGCAUCUCCUGCAAGAGGAGGAGUGAGGUGGAUGGAGCCGCCACAGUCGAGUGGUACUUCAGGGCCAAAGGAGAGGCCGACUUUGUUCAUAUCUACACCUACAACGAGGACGGCCCCACCAUCGAACACGACCACUUCAUGGACCGCGUAGACUGGAACGGAAGUAAGAGAAGCAACGACAUCCAAGAUGCGUCUAUAUACCUGCUCAACGUCACCUUCAACGACUCGGGAACCUACCAAUGCUUCUUAAACCGCAUCCUCUUCUACGAGUUCUACGAGUACAACACUAUCAUCAGCAAGGUGGUCCACCUCACCGUGGUGGCUAAAGCCACCAGAGGAACGGCCUCCAUCGUGUCUGAGGUCAUGAUGUACGUGACCAUCAUUGGCCUUCAGGUGUGGCUCCUCAUAGAGAUGAUAUACUGUUACCGGAAGAUCGCAGCAGCUGGGGAAGAAGCAUUACGAGAAGCAGCAAAUGCUGAAUAUUUAGCCAUAGCCUCGGAAAGUAAAGACAACAUGGCGGGGGUGCAGGUCGGAGAAUAGCACAGGCUUCGUCUGUGCUCUGAAAACAUCCUUCCAUCCUCUGGCCUGCAUGAAGACAACUUCGGGGGGAAAACUCCGCUGCAUCUCGAGUCUCUAUUUUACCUUUUCCUCCACAUAGAUCACUCAAUGGAUAUGACAUACAAAGAGAGCAUGGUACCAGCACUGUAUAUAGUAAUCAGCGCAAAAAGCAUGUUCUGCACUUACAUGAGGAAUCAUUAUGCAUUAUGAGCCACACUGUCGAAAGCAUAUACUGUACAUACAGUAUUUCUUUAAGUAUAUGUAGUCACACAUUUAUAUAUAACAUACUUGGUACUAUGGGGGGGGGGGGUUGGUUGUACAUGAGGCUGAAUAUCAAAGAAAGCUUUUUACGACAUCAACAUCACCUAGUGUAAAAAAUGAUGCGACACACAACAUGUAUGGUAACGGUAUUUCUAAAAUAGAAUGUAAUGGACAAUGAUAGACUGUCUUUCCAGUUACUAGUUGAGUUGUACAUUCAAUCAAAAUCUUAAGAUGUCCCAAUAAAAAACUGAAAAAUCA
Messenger RNA from Labrus bergylta (ballan wrasse), 2572 nucleotides. RefSeq names its product sodium channel, voltage-gated, type I, beta b (gene scn1bb). The record is from RefSeq and is a predicted model, not a curated record. Gene Ontology annotation, cellular component: voltage-gated sodium channel complex. Gene Ontology annotation, biological process: regulation of heart rate by cardiac conduction; sodium ion transport; regulation of sodium ion transmembrane transporter activity. NCBI's taxonomy places the organism in Eukaryota, Metazoa, Chordata, Actinopteri, Labriformes, Labridae. Gene Ontology annotation, molecular function: sodium channel inhibitor activity; transmembrane transporter binding.